UAGCUCGAUCAGUGGUGUAUUUUUAUCUACAACAAAAAAAGAUUUAUCAUGAAGAGGUAGAUGCCUGUCAGAUAGCUGUUAGUCUAAGAACUGGUCUGAAAGCCUCAUAUAUCAUUCAUUCCCCUGGUAUAAAGAUGACCUGGCAGUAUACAGAUGCAGUAAAUUUUAAAACUGGUAUGAAAGUUGAAGUAAAAAAUGAAUCCGGUGAAAUGGUAGCAGCAACUAUAGAUACUGUUAAUAAUGGUAUGCUGAAAAUAUUACCUGAUAAUAUGAUGUCUAACAACGAUAUGGAUCUACUAGUUAUGCCCGAAAGUAUGUCUAUUGGUCGUGUAAGAAGAGAGAUUGGUCCACGAAUAAAUCCAAAUAACGAUGACAAUGAUGUUGCUCCUCCGUGGCUAUUUAACCAACUACAGCUAGAAGGAAGAUUAACAGAAUUAUUGAAAGGAAGAAAAGCUCAAGAUUUGGUCCAAAAAUGUACAAACUUCUUACAUCCAUCAGUACUCCAUGCUCAAAUGACAUGUUUAGAGCCUGAGAUAGAAGAUGUAAUAUUUCGACAAGGUGGUAUAGAUUUUUCUGGAACUGCUCUUCUGUUGUUUCCACAAAAUCUUAAAGAAAAAGAUAUAUUUUAUCCUUCUAAUUUACUACUCACCCAACAAUUAAAAUGUCAGCCAUUGUGUUAUCAAAGAGGUGAUAUGAACAGUGUGAUGACAUUUCGACAUGUUCAAGCUAUGAGUAAAACUAUUACACCAUAUAGAACAGUUCAUAUAAUGAACACAGAAGGUUUUAUCUAUGAAAGUAGUGCAGGAGGAAUUGAUUCUUUCUUUAGUUCUAAUUUCUAUGAAACUAUGAUACUCUGGGCAUGGCAUUUAAUAGCCAUGCAAAGACAAGAGCCUGUUGAACUAGAGUUAUCUGCAGUUUUAAAGAAGAUAGAACUAUCAUCUUUAUCAAAAAGAAAGUUGACAAAUGCUAUUUAUAGAUUGAUUCAACGAAUGUCCUAUCACCUUUACUUUGGUCUUGGACCAACGUUUGAUCCAGUUACAUUUAAUAAAGAUAAUUCUGAUCUUAAUUCCUCUGCAAAGGAAUUAGAAUCAAUGCUUCUUGACGAGUUUGAUAAAUCUGGGUUAAAAAAGGUUGAGAUCAUGUUUAGUGAAGAUCAAGUGUAUAUGUGUGAAACUCACGCAGCUUGUUGGCAAAUUAACAACAACUUGACAGAAAUUCCCUUAAACUUAUUCACCAAUAAUACAAUGUAUAUUAAAUCACUGCAUUUACAAACAAAUCAAAUCGAGUCUGUCCCUGAUGAACUCUUUACUAAUUUACCAUGUAUAAUGGACCUUGAUAUAUCCAGUAACAAGCUUACACAAAUUCCAGAUAGUAUUGCCAAUUGUACUAAACUUUUAACAUUGGUAAUAUAUAACAACAACUUAACGACAUUGCCCAACACACUAGCUUCUUGUAAAUGUCUGGAGAGACUGGACAUAAGCAAAAAUUUAAUGAAGGAAUUUCCACCAGUUAUUACAAAAUUGAGCAAACUGACCCGUUUGUAUGCUCAGAAUAUGCAGCUGACUGAUUUACCAGAAGAUAUUGGUAAUCUUACUAAACUAGAUAAACUAGGAUUAAAUGGUAAUUGUUUCACCUCACUACCCAAAAGUUUCAGCAAUUUAAAGAAUUUGACCGAGUUAUUUAUGAAUGGAGUACCAUGGUAUAAAGCUAAAACAAAUGCUAUCAUAUCUAAAGAACAUUUUGAAGAACAUUUACAUACAGCUGGGUUGCAGUCAUGGUUAAACCAUCAUGAUCAGGAUAAGAUGUCUAUAUUUAAAUAUUUUGAUGAAGAUACCAAUGGUACAUUAGAUCAGAAAGAAUUAGGAAAACUUAAUGCAACCAUGUUUAAUGUAUUUCCUAGGCUUGGUUAUAAAGGGACUGAACCACCAGAUGAUGACAUGCCAAGUGGAUUUCCAACAGAACUGUUAGAUCUUCCUAAACUAUCAUAUUUAGGAUUACAAUUUCAAGGAUUUAUUUCUAUACCAGAACAAAUAGAGAACUUAAUUAGCCUGACAACACUUAAUGUUAGUCAUAAUCCUAAUCUAUUAUCUAUACCAGCUCAGUUAGGAAACUUACCUUUAAAACGACUUGAAAUGGAUGGAUGUCCCUCGUUGAAAACUCCGCCCAAAGAAAUCCGAGCCAAGGGAUUUGCUACCACAUUUGCAUAUUUACGGCGUCUGUUGAGUGGAUCUACAGAAUGUAUGAGAACUAAGUUAAUGUUAGUAGGUCUAGGUGGAGCAGGAAAAACCAGUCUUGUAAAAGCUUUGUUAAGUGAUGAUGGUAGAACUAAACUGACGGUUGGUGAAGAUAUUACAGAUGGAAUUGAUAUCUGUCCAUGGAAGGUAAAGACAGAGGAAGGGGAGCUAACGUUUAGUGUUUGGGAUUUUGCUGGGCAGACAGUCUACUAUAAUACUCAUCAGUUUUUUCUAUCUGAUAGAGCUGUGUAUUUAUUAUUGUGGAAUAUCAGAUUAGGUCAUGAACAUGCUGGUUUAGAUUUCUGGUUAAGUUCUAUAUCUGUUCAUGCACCCAAAGCUCCAAUAUUUAUUGUUGGUACUCAUGCUGAUCAGGUAGCAAAGAUUGAGUUACCAACUAAAGCUAUGUUAGAACGAUAUCCACAAAUAGCAGGAUUUCAUUAUAUAUCAUCACAUACAGGACAGGGUGUAAAUGAAUUGAAGACAAAUUUAGUUGAAGAAACAAUAACCCAACAAUAUAUGGGUGAAAAAAUACCUGGUGUAUGGUUAGGAUUGGAAAAAUCUUUACAGGAAAUUCAAGAAAAAUGUGUAAUAGAAUACAGCGAACUAGAGAAAAGAGCAAAUACAUCAGGAAUAUUUGACAAAUCUGAGGUUUCUCAAGCUCUUCAGUUUUUACAUGAACUUGGUUCUCUACAGUAUUUCCAAAACGAAUUUCUUAAAAAACAUGUUGUUAUAAGUCCGCAAUGGAUUGUAGAUGUAAUGGCUUGUGUUGUCUCUGUUAAAGAUUCUGCAAUUAAGGAUGGCCGUCUUCAUCAUGAUGACAUCAGUAAAGUCUGGUCCAAAUAUCCUGAAAAUCUUCAUUGGUGGUUAUUGAGGUUAACCGAAGAAUUUGAUCUGACUUUUAGACUUGCUGAUGAACCAGUCAACAUUGUUCCUUGUCUUCUGCCAGAAAAACAACCAGAGAUAAUUUGGCCAGAAAUUGAUAAGAAUUCAUCAAUGAAGGAGACUAAGAUGGUGUAUAAGUUUGAUUAUUUACCAGCUGGUUUAUUUAAUCGAGGACAGGUUCGUCUUCACCAGUUUUCAGAUAGUGCCUUAAUAUGGAAGAGGGGAUCCUUUCUUAAGAAAAAUGAACAUAUAUGUUUACUUCAGCAAACCAAAGAAUCAAAAUUAGUUGUGAGAGCUCAGGGUGCCAGGCCUGAUAAUGUCUUAUUUUUGGUACAUGAAGUGUUUGAAGGAUUGAUAGCUGAAUCAUUUCAUGGUGUAACUUAUGAUUUCUUCAUACCUUGUCCAGAUUGUCAAAAGCAGAUGUUAAAAGAUCCACACAUGUUUGCUGCUUCUACCAUAAGACGAGCCAGUGAACUUAAAGCACCAUUUCUACAGUGCCUUAAAUAUUUUCAUACCAUAUCAAUCAUUGAUCUACAAUCUUAUAUGCCUCCUGAUUCAAAUCUGGACUAUGAUUUACAUCUGGUUCAGGCUGUUCGAGGAUUAAAAGAACUUAAAAAAGAAUUAGCCACAGAUAUAUUUAUGUCAUAUUGUGCUCAAGAUGUUAAGAAGAUUGCCGGUGAUUGUGUAUCAACUAAAACUAUUGUUACAGAUAUAUGUAAAGCUGGAUAUAAAUGUUGGUAUAAAGAAGAUGGUUCGGCAUAUACAUCUGAUGAAAUGGCUCGAGCUUUAAUUGAUUCAUCUGUAUUUGUUGCUCUUAUAUCAAAUGAUUAUGUGAAAGAUGAGACUUGCUGUAAUCUGUUCAAAUAUGCUCGAUUGACUCUACACAAGCCUAUAAUCAUUAUAGCUAUAGGUGAUGGACUAGAAUGGAAACAGAGCAGAUUAGGAAUUUUAUUGGUAGAUGAGGUUUUUGUGGACAUGAGGAAAAUGGAGAGAUAUAAACACAAAUUGCCAGAACUGUUGAAAACUAUCAACAAUCGUAUAAAUAGAACAGUACAAACAAUAACAUCUACACCAUGUUUUGUUAGCUAUUGUUGGCAGAACUCACAGGAAGCCAUUAAUAAAGGUUCAAGGGUUAUUCAAGGUGCAAUUGGAGCUGCUGAUCCACGAGAUAUUAAAGUUUAUCUGGAGAAAAAUAAUAUUAAAUGUUGGAUUGAUGUCGAGAGAGCUGGAAAUAAUGGUCUAUUUGACGAUAUUGCUGAGGGUUUGAUUAAUGCUGAUGUAAUGGUAGCCUGUGUAUCUGAUGAAUAUUCUAAAUCAUCUAAUUGUCAAUUUGAGUUUCGAUAUGCUGUUAAUACAUUAAAACUACCCAUAGUAUUAGCUAUAGUAGGUACUGGUAACAAAUGGAGGGCAUCAGAGAUAGGUAUUUUAUCAUUGGAUUGCCCCAUGAUUAGUUUUCAAGAGAAAAGUGAAACAGCUUUACCUAAACUAUUAGAACAAGUUAAGAAUUAUUUACCUGAGAAAGAAGAGAAGAAAAAAACAGACAAUAAACAACCAGAAAAUAAAGAAAAAGAUUUAUCAUUUCAGGAACUGUUUGAAUUAGCUCAGAGAAAGUUUUUACGUCAGAUAAUGCAGUAUGCUGAAAAACAGGACAUAUUACCUUAUCCUCGAUUAUUUGUAACAGAUUUUAUCAAACAAAAGCAUGAAACAGAAGAUGGCGAAGAAACAGUAGAAAAAGAUAAACCAAAAGUCAAAGAAACUCAGGGUUUAAAGAAGAGACAGAGUGGUGUUACUGUAAUAGAAGAUGAUACAGACUUUCAUAGACAGAAAUAUUCUGUUAAUAUUCUAUGUGAAAGUGAUGAGGGUUGGCAUAGUUGUUGUAACCCACUACCUUUACCAGAUGACUUUGGCACUACAAGUUUAGAGAAGUUUUCACCGUAUAUUGCUCGUAUUACAGCUAUAUCUAAAUAUAAUAAACAUAUGUUAUUAAACUGUUUAGAAACUGAGGAAGGACAAAAAUUCUUGAAAUGGUUGGAAGAGAGUCCCCAGAUUGCUGCAGUAUCUGAUUUUGAACAGAUUUACUAUGAGUUAAGACAAGAAGUUAUGCAGGCAGAUGUUGACAGAAAAAUGGGAAGUUUGUCAAGAUGUCAUUUACCUAAUGGUAAAACUAUAUGGUUAUGUGAAGAACAUCAGAAGACGAUGAGAGUUACAGUUCUUAGUAACGAAGUAUUAACUAGUGUUAAUAUGGUAAAUGAAGGAUUAGUGACCGACUAUAUGUUAAAUGCUUUACGAGAUCUGGACGUUUCAAAUAUUUCAGCUAAAUUCAAAGAAAGAAAGAGAAUAGCUUCAGGUAAAAAGGUAACUGAUGAAAAUAAAGAUCAAACUGUCAUUAAAGAACCAGAAAAGGCAGAGAAAUCAGCUUCUACAUCUAAAACUGCUUUAAAUAAACCUAAAGCAGUAUCUUCUACUGGAGACAAUAAAACAGAAGGACCCACUGCUAGUAAUCAGGAAGUACAAAACACAUCGAAGAGGCCAUUGACACGACAAGCCAGUAAAGCUUGUUCUCUCAUGUGAUCUACGUCACAUACAAUGGUAGUGAACUUGCAGAUUAAAUAUUGUUAAAUAUUUGUUUAUUUUGUUAUUUAAAUAUUAAAUUGUAUACCGGUAAAUGUUAAAAUACAUAUUUGGAGAAGCUAAACCUCUUUGAUUUAGAUAAAAAAAAUAUAAAGUAUUGAAUUGGGUUGAUCUGUUGUAUUAUUUCGAUUAGUGCUGGGACAAGCUCUGUAUAAUUAAAUUUCUGUUUCGAAAUUUUAAGCAAAAGUCGACUUCUUUAAUGAUUAUAGUCAAAUUUUUGGCUUACUGUGUUCACAAUGGAACAGAAAAUCGGUAAUAUCUCAACACAGGCUUUAUCUAUAUUAUAGAUGUAAGAUUUUUGAUGAUGACAGAUUGUAAUGCACGAAUAACAAAUCAACAUUUAAAAUCCAAUGAAAUUGACAAUUUUAUUUUUGUUAUAAAUUGAAGGGGCCUACUAGCUAUUUUAAUAUGUUGCUACUUUUAAAUAGUUAUUUAUUAAUGGUUUACCUCAUUAUUAGUUACAUAAAUUAGCUGUGACAAGAAGUUAUUUAUAAUGUUAUGUGUAUAAUAGAACUAUUUUAUAACCUUGAAUGUAGAUCAUUCAUUAUCUUGACAAUCUAUUGUAAAAUAUAAUUAGAAAAUACUAUGUUGAUGUAAAUUGCAUAUGAGGAUCUCAUUCUAUUAUAGUAUAAUUUUGGAUAUUUAUUUUUACAUGAUUUGUCUUAUUUAUGAAUACUGGUAUAUAUAUGUAUUAUUUAAUUAAUUUAUUUAUACAAUUAUCUUUAUAUUUCCAUCCCAAAGUAGUGGAUUUUUAAAAAAUUACUUCAACAUUCUGUACUCAAUACAUCCGUCCAUGUUUUUUCUUUAUUUUUGACUUUAAACUAUUUACAUCUUUAUAUUUUACAUCUUUACACUGAUUUUUAUAUGAAAUAUUUAAUUUACACUAAUAUGCUAAUCAGUUAGUAUAACCAACAGAAUAAUUCAUCAUUUUGAUAUACAUAUAAAACAAUAUAGUUUCAUACUAUUUUGUUAUUGUUUUGGUCAUUUGAUAUACAUAUAAAACAAUAUAGUUUCAUACUAUUUUGUUAUUGUUUUGGUCACUGUGGGGUUGGAUGACUGAAUGGUUAGCGUGUAUGUGCUGUAUCAUAAAGUCUGUCAUUGAGUCAACUGGCGUGGUUUGGAUUCCCCGGUUGUACGUUACAAGGAGUAGGGUCGCCUGUCCAAACUCGUGGGUUUUCUCCGGGUCCUCCAGUUUCCUCCCACUGCUAAAGACCCCUACGUGCAAGCGAAUUAUUGAAAUAAAAUUAAACCAUAUGUUAGUCCCGAAAUGACCUAGUUUGUGUUGAGUGGACGUUAAACUCCAUUUCUCUCUCAAAAUUCACUUGGAUAUAUUAUUUGAUCUUACAUUUGUGGAACCACUGACGCAAACUACGCAGUGAUUGAUAAAAAAAUUGUAUUGACAGAGAAACAUGACAUUUGUCUGUAAAUUAAUAAUAUUAAUAUGGUAGUAUAUCGUACUGUAAGGAAGUAUCAGUGUAUAAAACAAUGUGGAGUUGCCAGUUGUUUGUCUUUUAUCAUUAUAACCUUUAUAUUACUAUAUUAUUAUAUCACUUUUUGAUAUAUUUAUACCUUUAAAUAAAGCUUUUGCAUACUGCAUCA
Molecule: messenger RNA, 7346 nt
Organism: Patella vulgata (common limpet)
Lineage: Eukaryota; Metazoa; Mollusca; Gastropoda; Patellidae
Exons: 38
Coding region: 135-5687 (1850 amino acids)
Biological process (GO): signal transduction
Molecular function (GO): protein binding; calcium ion binding
Source: RefSeq, a predicted model, not a curated record